Molecule: messenger RNA, 4911 nt
Organism: Mauremys mutica (yellowpond turtle)
Lineage: Eukaryota; Metazoa; Chordata; Testudines; Geoemydidae
Product: zinc finger protein 345-like
Exons: 3
Coding region: 228-2219 (663 amino acids)
Source: RefSeq, a predicted model, not a curated record
GAGCCGGGAGCCCGGGCUGAGCCGCUGCUGCUCCCCAGCGGGGUGUGUGCGGGGAGAGCCCUUCCCUAGCGCCCCUCUGUGCCCAGCCGGGGGGACUCUUUCUGGGGGCUGGAACCAGCCCCGGGCUCUGCCGACACCAGCUCCUGAACCGCAAACUUCAGCUCACAAUGGGAUACAACUGAGUGUAAGGAGCUGAAUCAUUAUCCAGGGAAGCAAAUACACUGAAGAUGUCACCCAGAAAAUCCAAGAGGACUCUGAGUCAGAGCCCUGAGCAGGACAAACCCUGUGAGAGCCAGUGCAAGCCAGAGGAGCCAGAGGCCAUGGAGAAGAGACCAGUGAAACUCAUCCAAGGAAUUAAGAAGCGAAAGGAUUUUGUGGUGCACCAGGGAACCCAGACGGAGGAGAGCCCCAAUAUCUGCAUUGAGUGUGGGAAAAGCUUUACCCAGAACUCCAGCCUCAUCAACCAUCGUAGAACCCACACGGAUGAGAAGCCCUACAAAUGCCCUGACUGUGGGAAAUGUUUCGGCGUCAGCUCCAGCCUCAGCCGGCACCAACGCAUUCACACGGGCGAGAAGCCCUACGCCUGCCCUGACUGCGGGAAGAGCUUCAGUGACAAGUCCAACCUAACCCAGCACCAGCGUGUCCACACGGGUGAGAAGCCCUACAAGUGUAUUGACUGUGGGAAGAGCUUCAGCCGCAGCUCCCACAAGAAGAAGCACCUGCGGCACCUGAUGGGCAAGAGGCCAGGCAAGUGCUCAUCACCACAACCGCGUGAGGGUGCUGUGGGGAAGGCCAAGGCCAGGAGGAAGGUAGAGGUGCUGAACACGUGCACCGAGUGCUGGCAGAGCUUCAGCCAGAAUGCUGAUCUCAUCAAGCACAUGAGGAUCCACACGGGCGAGAAGCCCUUCAAAUGUACUGACUGUGGGAAGAGCUUCAGCGUCAGCUCCAACCUCUUCCGGCACCAGCGCAUCCACACCGGGGAGAAACCCUACACAUGCUCUGAUUGUGGGAAAAGCUUCACUGACAAGUCCACCCUGACCCAACACCAGCGCAUCCACACGGGCGAGAAACCCUACAUCUGCACCUUCUGUGGGAAGGGCUUCAGCCACAGCUCCCACCACAAGAGACAUGAGAAAAUCCACAAGGGCGAGAACCCUCUACUGAACUUCCCCCAGCCUGAAAUGUCACCCAAAAAGUCCAAGGGGAAUGUGGCCAAGACCCUGGAGAAGAAGAAGCCCAAGAACAAGCGUAAGUCAGAGAAGCCAAAGCGCAGCCCCCCGGAGGAGGAGACCCUGGUCUACCAGCCGCUGCCCAAGGGUGACAGGCCCAACCUGUGCUCCGAGUGUGGGAAGAGUUUCCUGCACAGCUCGGAUCUGGUGAACCACCAGCGCAUCCACACGGGUGAUAAGCCUUUCAUCUGCACUGACUGCGGCAAGAGCUUCCGGCAGAGCUCCACACUCAUCACCCACCAGCGCAUCCACACCGGCGAGACCCCCUACGAGUGCAGCUACUGCGGGAAGAGCUUCCGCGUCAGCUCCAACUUUGUGCGGCACCAGCGCAUCCACACGGGCGAGAAGCCCUACAAGUGCCCCAUCUGUGGGAAGAGCUUCACAGACAAGUCAACCCUGACACAGCACCAGCGCACCCACACCGGCGAGAAGCCCUACAAAUGCGCUGACUGUGGGAAGAGCUUCAGCCGCAGCUCCCACCGCAAGCGGCACCUGCGGAACCCACCCGCCAAAGGCCGGAGCAAGUGCUCCCACCGGAGCGGGGAGGCUGCCGUGGCCAAGGCCAAGGAGAUCAAGGUAAAAAAGCGGACGCCAACCAUCGAGAUUCCCAACACAUGCGCUGAGUGCUGGCAGAGCUUCAGCCAGAACUCGGACCUGGUCAAACACAUGCGGAUCCACACAGGAGAGAAACCCUUCAAAUGCACUCACUGCGGGAAGCGCUUCAGCGUCAGCUCCAACCUGACCCGGCACCAGCGCAUCCACACCGGGGAGAAACCCUACAAGUGCCCUGACUGCGGGAAGAGCUUCACUGACAAAUCCACCCUGACCCAGCACCAGCGCAUCCAUACGGGCGAGAAGCCCUACAUCUGCAUCUACUGCGGGAAGAGCUUCAGCCGCAGCUCCCACCACAAGAGACACGAGAGAACCCACUCCGGCGAGAACCCUGACACCUUCCUGCCCUUGUGGCACUACCCCAGUCAGAACUUCUAGAGUCGCUGACCCCUCUGACAGGGCCUCCAGAGACAGGGGUGGGGUGGGGAGGGCUGUAUGAUUGGCUGGGUUAUGGGGACAGGAGAGUGUCAGGAGGACAGCUGGCUCACAGGAUAACUGAUUGUUGAGGACUCUGGGGACAUGGAAAUUUAGUGGCUUAAGAAAGAGGUGUAUGUGUGUAUCUGUGAUUGUGUGUGUUGUGUGUAUCUGCUUCAUGUGUGCUUUAUAGAAUCAGAACAAUGUAGAGUUAGAAGGGAUCUCAAGAGGCCAUCUAGUAUAUCUCCCUGUGCUGAAGCCUAGACCAUCCCUGACAGGUGUUUGUCUGACCUCUUCUUUAAAACCUCCAGUGACGGGAAAUCCACAGUCUCUUAGUAACCUCUUCCAGUGCUGAACUAGCCUUAUAGUUACAAAGUUUUUCCUAAUAUCUGACCUAAAUCUCCAUUGCUGCAAACAGCCUAUUCUUAUCCCACCAGCAGUGGGCAUGGAGAACAAUGGAUGGCCUUCCUCUUUAAAACAGCCAUUAAAAUAUUUGAAGACUUUUAUCAGGUCCCCCCUUGGUCUACUGAUCUCUGGGUUAAACAUGCCAGUUCUUGCAACCUAUCUUCACAGGCCAAGUUUCUAAGCCUCUUACCACUUGUUGCUCUCCUCUCAACUCUCUCCAAUCUGAUCCCCUCUUUUUCAAAGUGUGGUACCCCAAACUGGACACAGUAUUCCAGCUGAGGCCUCACCAGUGCUGAAUAGAGCAGGACAAACACCCCGUGUCUUUCGUAUGAUGCUCCUGUUAAUACGUCCCAGAGUGAAAUUUCCCUUUUUUUCAACUGCGUCUUAUUCAAUUUGUGAUCCAGCAUGAGCCCCAGACCCUUUCUUGCUGUAUGGUUGCCUAGACAGUUAUUCCUCAUUUUGUCUUUGUGCAUUUUAUUUUUUUAUUUCCUAAGUGUAGUUCUUGAAUUUCAUCUUAUUGAUUUUGGACCAAUUCUCUAAUUUGUCAAGGUCAUUAUGAAGUCUAAUCCUGUCCUCCGUAGUGCUUGCAACCCCUCCCAGCUUGGUGUCAUCCAGAGAUUUUAGAUUUUAUAAGUCAUCAUACAAGUCAUUAACAGAAACAUUGAAUAGUACUGGACUGAGGACAGACCUGUGGGACCCCGCUGCAUACAUAUUCCUAGUCUGAUAUCAGAUCAUUGAUAACUACUCUUUGAAUACGGACUUUUAACCAGUUGUGCACUCACUUUGUAGUAAUUUCAUCUAGACCCCAUUUUCCUAGUUUGCUUAUGAGAAUGUCAUGUGGCAAUGUGUCAAAAGCUUUGCUAGUCAAGAUUUAUUAUGUCUACUUCCUCCCCCAGCCACUAGGCCAGUAACCCAAUCAAAAAGGGAAAUUAGGUUGUUGUUGACAAAUCCAUGCUGGCUGUCACUUAUAAUCCUAUUAGCCUUUAGGUGCUUACAAAUUGUUUGUUUAAUUAUUUGUUCCAUAUCUUUCUGGAUUUUGAAGUUAGACUGAUUAGUCUGUAAUUUCCUUCCCCCCUUUUUAAAGAUAAGUGCUAUGUUCACCCUUCUCCAGUCCUCUGGGAUCUCACCCAUCCUCCAUGAGUUCUCAAAGAUAAUUCUAAGGGUUCAGAGAUUGCUUCAGCUUGUUCCUUAAAUUACUUCAGCUAUUUCCUUAAGUACCUUAGGGUGAUUUUCACCAGGCCUUUGCAACUUGAAUACUUCAUCUAUCUUAUCUAAAUAUUCUUUAACCCAUUUUCCCUAUUCUGGCUUGUCUUCCUUCCCCCUUGUUAACGUUAACAGUGUUAAUCACCUGGUCACAGUCCACCAUUUUAGUGAAGAUUGACACAAAAAUGGCCUUAAACACUUCAGCCUUCUAUGUGUCAUCCAUUAUUGCUCUUUUUUCCCCAUUGAAUACUGGACCUGCACUUUCUACCUUCUUACUCUUCUAAUGUAUUUACAGACCCUCAUCUUAUUGCCCUUUAUGUCUCUUGCUAGGUGUAACUCAUUUUAUGUCUUAGCCUUUCUGAUUUUGUCCCUACAUGCUUGUGCUAUUCUUUUGUACUAAUCCAUAGCAAUUUGUCCUUGUUUCUACUUUUUGUACCAUUCCUUUUUGAUUUUCAGGUUAUUAAAGAACUCCUGAUGCAGCUAUAUUGGUAUGUUACUAUUCUACCUAGAGGUUGCUGUUGAGUCUUUAAUAUUUUCUCUUUUAGAAACUGCCUCUAUAACUCCUUUUUCCCUUAGAUUUCCUUCCAAUUCCUAUCAAUUCUCUGAGUUAUUGAAAUUUGCUUUUUUAAAGUGCAUUGUCUGUAUUCUGUUGCUCUCACUCCUUCCUGCCUUUAGAAUCACAAAAUCUGUCAUGCUCACUUUCACACAAGUUGCUGAACUUCAGAUUCUAACCAGUUCCUCUCUGAACAUAAAGACAUAAGAAUGGCCAUAUCAGGUCAGGCCAGUUGUCCAUCUAGCCCAGUAUUUUGUCUUCUGACAGUGGCCUGUGCCAGAUGCUUCAGAGGGAAUGAACAGAACAGAGCAGUUUUCGAGGGAUCCACCCCCUGUCACCUAGCCACAGCAUCUAGCAGUUAGGUUUCUGGGGUUUCUGUCCCUGCCCAUCUUGGUUAAUAGUCAUUGAUGGACCUAUCCUCCAGGAACUUAUCUAGUUCUUUAUUGAACCCAGUUAUAGUUUUGGCCUUCUCAACAUAGUCUGGCAAAGAGUUCU